This is a messenger RNA of Bombina bombina (fire-bellied toad), 4325 nucleotides long. RefSeq names its product beta-secretase 2 (gene BACE2). NCBI's taxonomy places the organism in Eukaryota, Metazoa, Chordata, Amphibia, Anura, Bombinatoridae. Gene Ontology annotation, biological process: membrane protein ectodomain proteolysis; amyloid-beta metabolic process. The transcript is spliced from 9 exons. The record is from RefSeq and is a predicted model, not a curated record. Gene Ontology annotation, cellular component: membrane; trans-Golgi network; endosome. Bases 210 to 1718 code for a protein of 502 amino acids. Gene Ontology annotation, molecular function: aspartic-type endopeptidase activity.
UCAGUCCCAGGGAAGUUCUUGUGUGUAACCUAUUAGAGCCUAUGGAAAGUUUGUCUGUGAGCAGAGCUGUACAACUGUGAGCUUAGGGGCACAACGGGUGAGGGCAGUGCGCACGGUGCUCUAUGGCACAAUGCCAUUCCAGCACCUAAGGGUCCAUACACGUGCACACAGAUUGCAGCCCUAGUUAGUGGCCCCUCACAAGCUGCAGGAUGAAUAUCCCUCUGCAGACCCUCACCUUGCUCCUGCUGGGGGCUUCCUGCGUGUACUCUCAAAUCACUUUCCCAUUAAUGAUUUCUUCAGCUCAGAUUAAAAACACUCAAGCAGCGGAAUCUACAACCACGCAAAACGAUAUCGUGGGACUUGGUUUAGCUUCAGACCCUAGUGGGAAUAUAAAUUUCUUGGCAAUGGUGGACAACUUGGAAGGUGACGCUGGCAGGGGGUACUACCUGGAGUUGGCCAUAGGUACCCCACCCCAGAAGUUGAAUAUCUUGGUUGACACAGGAAGCAGUAAUUUUGCAGUUGCCGGAACCCCCAACCCUUAUGUAACCGCCUACUUCAAUUCAGAUCUGUCAUCAACCUACACAAAUGAAAAUACAGAAGUCACAGUUCGGUAUACUCAAGGAAGUUGGACUGGUACACUUGGAAGAGAUGUGGUUACGGUUCCAAAAGGAUUAAAUAGCUCAUUUGUUGUAAACAUUGUCUCCAUUAUUGAAUCUGAAAGUUUUUUUAUACCCACUAUCCAAUGGGAAGGAAUUCUGGGAUUGGCAUACAGUGCACUGGCCAAGCCCUCAACUUCAGUGGAGCCCUUCUUUGAUUCCCUUGUGAAGCAGCAGAAUAUUCCUAACAUCUUCUCAAUGCAAAUGUGCGGGGCUGGCAUGCCUACUACAGGAACUGAGACAAAAGGCGGCAGUCUCGUCAUGGGCGGCAUAGAGACAAGUUUAUUCACUGGGGAUAUCUGGUACACCCCCAUCAAGGAGGAAUGGUAUUAUCAAGUUGAAGUACUUAAGUUUGAAGUUGGUGGUGUGAAUCUUAACCUGGACUGCACUGAGUACAAUUCUGACAAAGCCAUUGUUGACAGCGGCACAACUCUGCUACGUCUUCCUGAGAAGGUUUUUAACUCAAUGGUACAGGCCAUUAUACAGACAUCUCUGAUUGAGAAUUUUAAUAUGGGAUUUUGGACUGGUUCACAACUUGCCUGCUGGGAUAAAAGUGAAAACCCAUGGACCUUUUUUCCUGACCUUGCUAUUUAUCUCAGGGAUAUGAAUGCUAGCAUGUCAUUCCGUCUAAUUAUAAAGCCGCAGCUCUAUAUUCAGUCUGUUCUGACAUUGCGAGCUGACCUUAACUGCUAUCGAUUUGGCAUCUCUUCGUCUCCAAAUACUUUGGUUAUCGGAGCUACAGUCAUGGAAGGUUUCUACGUCAUAUUUGACAGAGCUGAGAAGAGAGUUGGUUUUGCCGUCAGCAGCUGUGCAAUGGUCAAUGGUGUCACAGUAUCUGAAAUAUCUGGUCCGUUCAGCACAUCUGAUAUAGCCAACAACUGUAUAUCCAGCAAUCCCCUCAGGGAGCCUAUAAUGUGGAUUAUAUCUUACACUCUUAUGAGCUUGUGUGGAAUAAUACUCCUGAUCUUGAUCAUUCUGCUGCUUCUUCCAAACCGACGGCACGGUGAUGAGCCAGAGGUGGUAAACGAUGAGUCGUCUCUGGUGCGUCACAGAUGGAAAUGAAUUUCAGCGAUUGAACGCACUGAACAGUACAGAGAUAAGACUUUACAAAGUAACUUUUCAGUCCCUGUAGUCGGUGCUGCUGUUUGGAACUCUGUUUUCUGCACAAUUACCAGCUGAACCCUAUGGUUCACACUACACUGUGUCUACAAUACAAUCUUUAUAUUUUACAUUUCACUGAAAACUUGAAUUCUAUGCAACUCCAACAGAACCGUACUAACUGUACUAAACUGAAAUACCUUCCUUAACUGUAGGCUCUGCACAUGUUUCAUCAUAAAACUCUAUUUCUUUUUUGCAGACAUUUGAAAGUGGUAUCGUAUUGAUAGCCAACAUGUUUCAGUCUUACACAUUGGAACAUCUUAUUUCUGUUGCCUUCAUUCCAAGUGGACUUUUAGAGUUUAUUAAUGUAAUUCUUUCUAAUCAACAGUGUAAUCAUUUCAUGUAAAGAUGAAUAAUUCUGCUUUGGAUGUGUACAUUAAAACGAACCAUGACUUUGUAGCUUCCUAUACGUUAGCCCACUACAUUUGCUAUCACCACUAUAACUUGCAGGGCACUAAAUAUUCCUAAUGAAUGGACAGAUUUGGUUGUGUUCAACAAUUACUGCAACAUUAUGUUAUGUAACCUAUAAAAAAAUGUUAUCAUGAAGUAUGUUGAUUUUUACGGGGUGGGGUCAAUGAAGUAUAAUAGUGUUCCCUACCGAAAAUGUUGCCACUUAGGUGCCAUUAUGAAAUAGCCAGGUGGGGGCAGUAUAAUACUUUAUUAAUAUCAGCUCAGUAUUGGCUUAAAGGGAUAUGAAACCCAAAUUUUUUCUAAUUUACACCUUUUAUAACUUUUUCUUCGUUCUGUUGGUAUCUAUUUGAAAAAGCAGGUAUGUAAGCUUAGGAGCCAGCCCAUUUUUGGUUCAGCAUCUGGGUAGCUCUACAUUUAACCACCAAUCAACAAGUGCUACCCACAUUCUGAACCAAAAAUGAUCCGGCUCCUAAGCAUACAUUCCUGGUUUUCAAAUAAAGAUACCAAGAGAGAGAAGAAAAACUGAUAGGAGUAAAUUAAAGUUGCUUAAAAUUGCAUAAAACGUGCGUUUCAUAUUCCUUUAAAUCUCCAGUAAAAUCAACCAGGUGGUUUUGUCUAUUGGGGGGAAAAACUGUAAUAGCACUUAAGCUCCCCCCAAAAAUAUUAAUGUUUGUGCCAGUAAAUCCUAUGCAAGAGCUUAAAUAUUCUUUAUAAGAUUAUAUCACAUCAGGGGAAUAAUGAUUCAAUGCAAAUUUACUAUAUGAAAAACAUUAUUACAUAUCAAGGUAAAGUUUGUUUGUGAUCUUACCUUUAAAUGGAAAUGGACUUCAAUUAUUUUAUUUCAUGUUGUAAAUGAAUAAAUUGGAUUAAAACAAAAACAACAAAACUUCCAAAUAGCUUUAAUCAAAUUGUACUUUAUUCUGUUUUUUCCUUUGUUGAAGAGCACUGCUAGAUGUGUCUGAAGCACUACAGUAUACUGCAGGAGUUUGGCAUUUAAUAAUGUUAUAUUCCUUUGAGCACUAGAUGGCAGUAAUGUUUGCACAAGGUAUAACAUUCUAAAAUGCCUUGUUGCCAAACUCCUGCCAUAUAACUCCAGCCAUGCCCAUCAGCCUACCUCAGUAUGUUCUUCACAGAUGGAUACAAAGAGAAUGACGUAAAUUUAAUAGAAAUUGUGCAUUUUUUUUAUUCUAUGCUCUGUCAAAAUCUUGAAAGAAAACAUUGAAUUUGAUAUCAGUGUUUUGUCAUUUAUUGCAUCCUCUGUUGAAAACACAUUUUAUUUAUCCAUUUACUUGACUGCUUAAAGGGACCUUAAACACUAAAUACAUUUUAUAAGCAUGGUAUUGAGGUUACCCCCUCCUCUCUCUAGUUAUAGUUGCCGCCAUAUUGAGAUCUAUCUCUCACUACAUUGCAGCGCUGACCUGUUUGCGCAUGUGCAGUAACUCUCCUUCAGAUACCUGCAGUAUAACUUAGGUUCCAAAAUGCCUGCACCCAUAAUUAAUGGGAGGUGCAUAAAAUGUAUUUAGGGUUUAGUGUCCCUUAAAGCUAUAGUCGUCAAAAGAUCUGUUGCUAAGUUGUGGCUUGUUAGGCCAGGUUAAUGUGAAUAAAAUGUAAAGAGAUAUGAAAAUAAAAAAACUGCUGCCAUAUAGACACCUUCAGGCUUUUGCGCAUACUGUGGUAUGCUAUUCAGCAAAAUAAUUUACUUCUCUUGACAUUUGAUAAUAGAAAUAAAUCUGAAUUUUUGUUUUCAUUAAAAUAAAACUUUAGAUUAUGUCCCUUUUAAAUUUGCAAUAUAUGGCCUAUUAUAUGAUGAAAUGUGUGUAUAUAUUUCCCAUAAAAUGUCAGCUCUUUCCUACUAAGUGUCAAUCCCUCUAAGCAAAUGUCCUGUUUAUUUUAUCGCAUUUCAACUUUCUGGAAUUGAAAGGUUAAUGUACAGUCAGAUGGUUUAAAAGAAAAUAAGUGUAUAGCUGUAUUGCAAAGUGCUCGAUUUGUUCAUAUUACAAUGGGGUUUGUUGUUUUUUUUUCUACCCACCACUCCAGGAUUUAUUAAAAUGUCACAUUCAAUUGUAAUUUUGCAGCCUGUAAUAAAUCAUGACCAAUAUA